CUGGGGGAUCGCCGGAAGCCAGCUCAGCUCCUCUCCACAUAAUUACUGUCUUACUCAAUAAAACCUGUGGCGGGGGAAGGAAGAGGCCCCCAGCAUCGCUGAGGGGAGCAGGGCCGAGACAGCGUAUGAACAGGCCCCGACGUUCAGUUUUCAAAGGGAACGAGUGAGGAGAACUCCCAAAGAUGGGUGUAUUUGUAUAAACAACCGCAGUAUUAGUAACAGAAGAACAUGAGCCGCUACCUAAUACUCGGCCAGAGUAUUGGUUUAUUUAGGCCAGUAUCUGCCUUGCUGAUUGGCAGCUGAAAUAUCAGUGGGGAUAUCUCCCAAAUUGGUAUUUGGGUAUAAAUGGUGUGUGUGUGUGUAUGAGUAGUAAAUGCAUGUGCAUCCCUAUAUGAGGAAGAAAGCGUGGGCCCUGUUCCUUCUUACCUUAAGACUGGAAGUGGGAUGGUUGAGAAACUCUGGCUUCCGUUUUUGGGUCAUGAGAAUGUUUUCUUUGCGGCACCUAAAUUUUUAGAUUAGAACUCAGGUGAAACAGCAAAGAAACAUUGAUAAAGGGGAAGCUUGAAGAGCUCUCCCAACUAUACUCCUGGAAUUCACAAUACUGGUCAAACUAUGUGGCAGUAACACAUCCCAAGUCCAGAAAUGUUUUCUAACGCAGAUUUGUGUGUGAUGCAGGGCAUGUUGGCUGAGGCUGGAACAACUGGAAGGAGACCCUGUGCGGAUAGUUUAAAUCCAGAAAAACUGUGUUUGUUUGAGUUUGCCUUUGAGAACUGCUCCAUGGACAGAUGUGGCUUUAAGUUUGAGGACAUGAUCUGAGGAGACACCCAGGAUAUGAUAAUGGGACAUUGUGGCUUGUGCACUCAGCAGUAUUUCCACUGUAGAAUGGACAUCUACUUUAUGAGAUGGAAAAUUCUGUAAGAACCUUAAAGACUUGAGGGGAAUUACCUUGGGAUCAGAAAACCAAGCCACGAUCUCUGCAGUAGUGGCAGGGAUUACAGGAAUACUUUUUCAUUCUUCCAGCACAAGAAGAUCUCUCUAGGCAGUUAAAGAAACAUCACUCAUUUUGGUUUAAUCCAUUUGCACGGAUUCUUCAGGAAGCCGUUUUGAAGGGGGAGGGGGGUGCCAAGAGACCCCCCUCCCCCAAGAGAGGAUCUUAGACUGGCCAUCCUACAUCUGUCCAACAAUGAUGUUUACCAGGACGAACACAUAAACACGCUUCACAAAAUUUUGCUAAUCGCUUUCCUGAUCCUCAAUUAAUAAGAGGCAGAAGGGUAUGCUGCUGUCCAGUGCAUUUGCAAUCCCAGUGCAAAGUAUUUCCUGUGUUGAUGGUGGUGGUUUGAAGCUCAUCAGAGGGGAGAACGUAAGAGGACAGGGUGCGGCCUAUGCCUGUGAAGGAUGCUGAAGAAAAGUAGUCUGAUUCUCUGGGGCGUAGUGCUUUUCGUGGCCUGGAACGCCCUGAUCCUCUUCUUCCUGUGGACUCGGCCACAGUCUUUGUCAGACCACAGCCGCUUAACUGAAGAGGUGAUCCGACUGGCCCAGGAUGCUGAAGUAGAGUUAGAACACCAAAAGGACCUUUUACAUCAGAUCUACAUUUAUAGUUCCCUUUGGAGCAAAUGGAAGGCCAAAACCCACCACCUAUCAGCUGCGGUGUCAGCCCAGCCUUCCACAGCUGCGCUCUUACCCCAUCAUAGUCGAAUAUCCCCUGAGGCUGUUUUGCCUGUGGUGGUGAUUGCCUGUGACCGCAGCACCGUCCGCCGUUGUCUGGAUAAACUGUUGCAUUACCGUCCCUCAAAGGAGCGAUUCCCCAUCAUUGUAAGCCAGGACUGUGGGCAUGAGGAAACAGCUAGAGUCAUUGCCUCCUAUGGAGAUUCUGUCAUGCACAUUAAGCAGCCCAACUUGAGUGACAUCCCUGUGCCCACCGACCAUCGCAAAUUUCAGGGAUACUACAAAAUCGCUCGACACUAUCGCUGGGCCUUGAGCCAGGUUUUCCGGACCUUCAAAUACCAAGCGGCCAUUAUAGUGGAAGACGACUUGGAAGUCGCUCCAGAUUUCUUUGAGUACUUUCAAGCCACUUUUCCACUUCUGCUAGCCGACCCAACUCUUUGGUGUGUCUCUGCCUGGAAUGAUAACGGCAAGGAACAGAUGGUUGAUGCUGCCCAUCCCGAACUUCUCUACCGGACUGACUUUUUCCCUGGUCUGGGCUGGCUUCUGCUCUCUGACUUGUGGGAUGAGCUGGAACCCAAGUGGCCCAAGGCUUUCUGGGACGAUUGGAUGCGACAGCCUGAACAGCGGCAGGGCCGUUCAUGCAUCAGGCCUGAAGUGUCGCGCACAAUGACUUUUGGCCGUAAAGGUGUGAGCCACGGUCAGUUCUUUGACCAGUAUCUGAAAUUCAUCAAGCUCAAUGACCGUUUUGUGCCUUUCACCCAGAUGGACCUUUCUUACCUCAAGAAGAAUGAGUAUGAGCGCUCGUUCUUGGCCCAGGUCUACGGUGCCCCUGAGCUGCGUGUAGAAGAACUGCAGGGGAACAAGCACCGGGAGUUAGGUACUGUGCGAGUGCAGUAUGCCACCCGCGACUCUUUCAAGGCCUUUGCAAAGGCCUUGGGUGUUAUGGAUGACCUCAAAUCAGGAGUGCCCCGUGCUGGCUAUCAGGGCAUUGUCAGCUUUCUUUACCGAGGCCGCCGUGUUUACCUGGCUCCUCCUCCUGACUGGACAGGCUAUGACCCCAGCUGGAGUUAGCAGCUGAUGAUCUUUGAGCAUGCUGGACCACAUCGGGAAAAGGGUGCUUGGGUAGGGGGUGGGAGGGCAAAACUCUGUAUUUUCUUCUCCUGUGUGGCAUUCAGGUGCAUUCCAGGAAUGAGGAUUGUUUUGUGCACUUAAUUUGGGGGAGGGGGUAAUGGCAGGAGGAAUAGGUGAUGGGGGUAUUCUGAAGCCCCAGCGUUGUGGAUGAGAAGGAGCAUUCUCUCCCUGGUGCCUAUCUUCCUUCUGGACAUUGCAGCCUGUCCACUCCUUAGAUCCUUGGUGGUUUGUCCGAAUUGGUGCAUUUUGAGGUCAAAGUGAAUGCUAAACCAAAGCAGUGACCCGCUGAAGUUUUCUCAGUUUCAUUGAGUAUAGCAAGCCAGAGCAGCUUGUGAUCUUACAAGGCCAAUGCAGCUCACCAGCCAUACAGUGUGCUUGGCCACAGAUUUAAUACGUAUCUUUAAUUCUAGCCAAGCAAAACCAGGAGUCUUGUUGAGUUCCCAGUAAACUACCAUUCAAAACUGGUGCGCUGCACUUAACUUGAUAGGCCACAAGUAAGCUACAGGGGGAAGAUAAAAGGUUUUUCUCACCUCUUGGCCGCUGCUUCACUUCUCACCUGGGCAUCUGUAGGGUUUUGAAAGCAGGAAGCUCUUUUGGAUGACCAUUGAACCCUCAAAAGGACCAUCUUUAUUGACCAUAUUGGCCAUUUUUAUGUUGAUCUCUUAGAUACGCUAAUUCUUGAACCCUGUUGAUUGGGACAGUGGAUAUACAAUGUGCACAAUGACAAACUUAAUAUGAUUGUCACUCAGAUGAGAUGGAAAGGGAAGUCAGAGCCUCUUUCAUUGCUUUUACUCGCGCACUAAGAUAGAGCAGUUGGAGAGCAUGAGCACAUGCUGGGGCCUGUUAAUUUUAACUUAAAUGACGUCUUGGAUGGAGGUGGGCAUUUUCUUCUCAUCCUCUUACCUGGUACUGAGAUACAUGAAGCUCUGGCUUUACAGUCUUCUAGUCGGUGCCUGCCAAAGGAACUUCCUGUCAAAUGGUCCUUUCUGUAAGCCACAGCAGAAGAUGAUGGGCUGCAGGUGGGCCAUUAAGUUUGGAGAGGCCCCUCCGUGAAAUUCCUCUUGGGCACUGGGGCAGGAAGGUCCGAGGCUGGGUCUUUGAGACGCACGAGGGAGCGUGCAAACAUUUCCAUCUACACCUGUAAUCUGAAACGAUAGAGGCUUCACGUAUAUCUGUGGACUGUAUAUUUAAGGGAAGCUGACUGAUGGCUUGAUGUCGGUGCCAUGUUCUCUUCCCAGGUUUAUGAGGAGAAUCUGCCCAAGGCUGCCUUAAUUUCCCUGGUGUAGGAACUCCAUCCUGAUCUAUGGCAGAGUAUGCUCGUGGCUCUGUUGCAUUUUUUAAUCACUGUUUUUUCUGAAUGGCCAUAUUGGAAUUGGUCACUGCUACAUAUUUGGACACCAUGUGGGCACUAAGCAGAGCAGAGGGAGGAGCCUUCUUGAGGAAUCGGAGCAUCUCAUGAAAGGACCUCUCCAACGAAGGAGUCCAGCCUUACUCGGUGGGGCAGAGUCCACCUUCCCCAUUCUUGCCUUGGGAGUUGCCGAUGAGCUGCUCCAGCUGCCACUUUGUGAGGCGGGCGUGAGGAAGUGACUCCUUUGGCCAAAAUUUAGACCACACCAAAGGAUAUUGCUUUAUUUGAAUGCUUAUUGCUUUCUCUCUCUCUCUCUCUCUCUCUCUCUAAAAUACACAAGACCAUCUCUGUGAUGAAUGGAGGAAGACAGACUUAUGUUUUGGCAUUCCACUUCAGUAAGGAAUUGUGGUUAAGUGAAAUAGGUAUGGGAGGUUUUCCCUUCAUGUAUCUGCUCUUCUAGUUGGUGCAAGGGGGAGGUAUCUGCCUAUGUCCUGAGAUUUUCUUUUGAAAAACAAAACUAACGCUGCAGAGGAUGAGGCUCUCUAGAGGAAGAAAGAGAAAUGACCUAUUGUGAUCUGCGCCUCAAAUUUUGAUAAUUUGGAAAUGUCCGUAAGCUGAUUUAACUUUAAUUCUUUGAGAGAGACUACUAUUUGCCGAUUUUCUAGGUCAGGCUUCCAUUUGAAAACAAAGUAAAGUAGGGCAGAAAAAUGUAUAUGGACCAUGAGUGGGAAUGUCUCCAAGGAGAGCAAAGAUUGUUUCGUGCGAUGCUACUCACCUUUAACGACUUCCUGAAUUUACAUGUGGAAAAGAUGGCUUGAGUCAUCCGUCUACCAUGAGGUGCCCCUCAGAAAUGCUGUGAUCCAUCUUAUCUGGAUGGGGGGGGUGAUGGUGAAAGAGGUGGUUGUAAUGGAGAGUUGGAUUCUUUGGCAGAUUAUUUUAAUUCCUACUUUUAAGGUUUGCUGGAUCCAGGGUGAGGAAUUGCCAUUUCAAAACUAGAAACAAUAGCUGUUCUUACCUUGGGUUUUCUGUUCUGUGACUCAGCUUGAUGCCUCAGUUUGCAAGUACGUGGCCAUUUCCUGUCAGCAGAAGGCAGCUGCUGAAGUUCUGGAGGAAGAAAAAUGGAGGUCUCUUUCUGGCUCCCUCCUCCUCUCCUUUCUGUCCUCUGGUGCUCAGUCAAUCCGUCAGGGAAAUGGAAAUGGAAAUAGAAUAGGAGGGCAGAGCUACUGAAUCAUUUUCUUCCUGACUUCUCACUUCUAUGUAACGUAAUCCGCACUAUCUGUAGCCCAAACUCUUUUCUUUGGCCUACUGUCCGUGUUAGUGUUUUGUCCUAGGUCACAGUGAAAUGAUCACCUUUUCCAUUCCAGUUAGUGAUUUUGGUGAAACAAUUGGAAGAUGCUCAGUGGAGAUCCCAGCAGAAAGGAGAAUCCACCAGCAGCUACAGUUUUCCCCCCUUUCUGUCCUGAGCUGCCUUCUGUUCACAAAAAUAUCUCCGCUGAAUUUCCAACUGAAAAUAAGUGUCUGUACAUCUGAAUGUUUGAAUCAAGGUGUUUGAUGGAGAGAUGCUGAUUUUAUGUUCAGACCUAAUUGGUGAGAAGACCUUAAAGAAGCAAAAACUUAUUUUCCACAAUAAAAUAAAAGCCGGUCCUUUUCAGACA
Candoia aspera is the source of this 5799-nucleotide messenger RNA. It is a transcript of the gene MGAT1, whose product is annotated as alpha-1,3-mannosyl-glycoprotein 2-beta-N-acetylglucosaminyltransferase. The transcript is spliced from 3 exons. Gene Ontology annotation, cellular component: Golgi apparatus. Gene Ontology annotation, biological process: protein N-linked glycosylation. The coding region runs from base 1396 to 2736 and encodes 446 amino acids. Lineage: Eukaryota; Metazoa; Chordata; Lepidosauria; Squamata; Candoiidae. The record is from RefSeq and is a predicted model, not a curated record. Gene Ontology annotation, molecular function: alpha-1,3-mannosylglycoprotein 2-beta-N-acetylglucosaminyltransferase activity.